UUCAUUGGCACGUGAGAGAACAAACCAAAAGUCCCAAUUAUGGCAAUGAAUAAAUGGGCUUAGCUCAUUCACAACUAUGCUAAAGCCCAAAGGCCCAUCAAAUUCCAACCUUGUCGUCGUCGUAUCCCUAAACGGCUAAACCUCUCCUUCUCCGACGAAACAAUCACGCACUCCGGCGACCAUAAACGCUUCUUCGAAUCCUAUGAAAAGAGGAAAAUUCAUGGAACCAAUCCCAACUGAUCUCAUUAUCGAGAUAUUCUCGAGAUUGCCGGCGAAGUCAGUCGCUGGAUUUCGUACACUGUCGAAGCACUGGGCGUCUACGCUUCGCAGUCCAGGUUUCACCGAGCUCUUCCAGACCAGAUCCUCGAAUCGUCCGCGUCUCUUGUUGGCGGCCGAACGAAAUGGUGAGUGGCUCUUCUUCUCGUCGCCUCAGCCACAGAAUCGAUAUGAGAAGUCGUCUCAUUUGGAUUAUCAUACCAAGUUCUCAGGAGACGUUAGCCGAUACAUUUGUAGCUAUGCCUCAGGUUUGGUUUAUUUUCCUGAUUUGUGGCUCUCAAAAGAUGCAUCGCCUGUGAUUUGUAACCCUAUCACCGGAAUGUAUGAGAGCUUACCUGAUCUGAUGAGGGAACAUCAUGAGAUUCUGUCAUUAGGAACUGGAGAACUGAGCUGGAGGAGUAAUAUCAUCAGUUGUCCUGCAUACGAUCGUUCUUUGAGUGAAGGGAUAUGCAUCAAUGGAGUUUUGUAUUACUUAGCUCAGACAGUUGGGGUGUCGUCAAGUGUGAUCAUUUGCUUUGAUGUUAGGUCUGAGGAGUUCAAGUUUAUUGACGCAGAAUGCUUCAAUGAUCAAGUUGAUGAUACUAGUGAGUUGAUUUUGGUCAACUAUGUGGGUAAAUUAGGAGGGAUUAAUUGGAAGUAUUGUCAAGCUGGUGAAAGGCGUACCGUUGAGUUGUCUAUGUGGGUUCUAGAGGAUGUCGAGAAGCAUGAAUGGGUUAAAUAUGUCUACAGUCUGCCUGAGAAUGAAGUCCUUGAUUCCUGCGAUUUUUCAGUUGCUGGAGUGACCACUAGAGGUGACAUUGUAUUGUGUAUGAAGUAUACAUGUAAACUGUUUUAUGUGUUCUACUUCGAUCCCGAGAGGAACACUCUCCAAAGCGUUGAAAUCCAAGGUUUUGGAACUAACCUUGAAGCGGUUGAGAAUCGUGGUAGAGUUUAUGCCUUUGUUAACCAUGUAGAGGAUCUUAGGGUUGACGAUGCAAAGCAACUCAAGUCAAGCAUCUCUCAAGUCAAGCAUCUCUGCUCCUGCUGUAAUAAAGUAUCGCAGCCUAAUUAUCAUUACUAAAAGGCCUGAGCCACAUGGAGAGAACAAAUGAAAGAGACAGUAGGGAAGAGAUGAAGACAGAACAAGACAAUCAUCGGAGUGAUAGAGUAUAAGAGGGAAGAAAAGAGAGAAGGGGUAAGGUAAAAAGCAGUAGGGCAUGUCAUAUAGUAUGUGUUUAUGUUCUUUAGUUGUAGACGUUGGAAGGUCUGUGUGAGUGUGAACCAAAUCUAGCUUUGGUAGUGUAUUACAUAUCUUUUGCAGAGAAUCGUAUUGUAGCAUUGUUGACUCUUUUUUUAGGUUAAUCAAGUUUUACAUAGUUUAAUGCUA
This is a messenger RNA of Arabidopsis lyrata subsp. lyrata, 1642 nucleotides long. Its product is annotated as F-box protein At3g57590. The record is from RefSeq and is a predicted model, not a curated record. NCBI's taxonomy places the organism in Eukaryota, Viridiplantae, Streptophyta, Magnoliopsida, Brassicales, Brassicaceae. The transcript has 2 exons. The coding region runs from base 203 to 1336 and encodes 377 amino acids. Gene Ontology annotation, molecular function: protein binding.